Molecule: messenger RNA, 2192 nt
Organism: Acanthochromis polyacanthus (spiny chromis)
Lineage: Eukaryota; Metazoa; Chordata; Actinopteri; Pomacentridae
Product: cystine/glutamate transporter
Exons: 10
Coding region: 174-1829 (551 amino acids)
Biological process (GO): amino acid transmembrane transport
Cellular component (GO): membrane
Molecular function (GO): L-amino acid transmembrane transporter activity
Source: RefSeq, a predicted model, not a curated record
UGUCAAGCUGUACACACAUAUGAGAGCACAUGCACUCGUACAAACAGUACAAUGUGGGAAAGUGUCGAGCCUUUAAACUGCUGUAAUUACCGACUGAGAUUCGGAAGACUGCUGGCUUUGUUCCCUGCUCAGGCUGGGUGGGUAAAGUGGGAGCCAAUGAGGGGAGAAAAAACAUGCAGGACGAGGGGGAGAGGGGCCCUUUUGUGGCUGGAGUUGCUCCUUCCUUCCACCGCUUCAGGCUCAUUCACUCUGUCACCUGCAGCUACAGAGAAAUGGAAUCGGCAACGAUAAGCAAAGAGGAUUGCAACAAGGAGAAGCCAGAUGGGGAGGUGGUGCGACUUCAGAGGAAGAUUGGGUUGGUGCCUGCUGUGUCCUUCAUCAUCGGGACGGUGGUGGGCAGUGGGAUCUUCAUCGCACCGAAGGGAGUCUUGAUGAACAGUGGGAGCGUGGGGCUGUCUCUGCUGGUGUGGGCGCUGUGUGGCGUCCUCUCUUUGUUUGGGGCUCUGUGCUAUGCUGAACUGGGCACCAGUUUUACAAAAUCAGGAGGUCACUACACUUAUCUGCUGGAGACGCUGGGGCCCCUACCUGCUUUCCUGCGACUCUGGGUUGAAUUCUUGUUCAUCAGACCAGCUGUAGCUUCUUAUGUGUCCCUGGCUUUCGGUCGUUAUGUGGUGGAGCCAUUCUUUGCACCUUGUCCUGCUCCCAUGGCGCUAAUCAGACUUGUUAGUUUACUUGGAUUGACGUUUGUCGUGGCCGUGAACUGCUGGAGUGUGAGCAUGGCCUCCCGCACUCAGGUCACCUUGACUUUCAUUAAGAUGUUUGCUCUGGUCCUCAUCAUCAUCCCUGGCUGUAUUGCGCUGGGAAAAGGAAAGACAGAAAAUUUCCAGAAUGGGUUCGAGGUUGACUUAUUAACACUGGACAGGUUGCCACUGGCCUUCUAUAAUGGCCUGUAUGCCUAUGGAGGAUGGUUUUAUCUGAACUUUGUCACAGAAGAGGUCAUAAACCCAAAUAGAAACAUCCCGCUGGCAAUAAUCUGCUCCAUGGUGACAGUGACAGUCUUUUAUGUGCUUGUUAAUGUGGCCUACUACACCAUGAUGACUCCCGCUGAGCUGCUGCUGUCUGAGGCUGUGGCUGUCGUCAGUGACAUUACACUCCAUACUGCAUUCAAAAGGAAAAAAAUCAGAAGGACUGCGAUAGCACAGCGCUGGUCUGAUGUGGUGUCUGUGUCUUUGCAGACGUUUGCCAACCGUACUCUUCAGGGACUGGCUUCUGUGAUUCCUAUUCUGGUGGCCUUGUCUUGCCUGGGCGCUCUUAAUGGGGGCUUCUUUGCGGUGUCCAGGAUGCUGUUUGUGGGAGCCAGGGAUGGCCACUGGCCGCCGAUCUUUUCCAUGAUUCAUAUCCGGAGACACACACCUUUGCCUGCAGUGCUGUUUCUGUACCCUUUGGUGGUGUUGAUGUUAAUGACAGGAGAUAUAUACCAGCUCAUCAACUUCGCCUCUUUUCCUCGCUGGUUCUUCAUCGCCUUGACGACCCUCGGGAUGCUCAUCCAUCGAUAUCGUUUCCCUCUCCACCCGAGACCUUUCAAGGUGUCUUGGAUCAUCGCGAUCACCUUCACCUUGGUUUGCUUCUUCAUCGUGGGCCUGUCUCUUUAUUCAGACCCCUGGAGCACUGGGAUAAGCUGUGCUCUCACACUGACUGGGGUUCCGGUUUAUUAUCUGACAGUCUAUCGUUAUCGCUUGCCUCAUAGAUGGAGACGCAUCUUCAACUACUGCAGCAAGCAGCUGCAGAUUCUUCUAGAAGUGGUUCAACAAGAAGUCCAGACGUACUGAAGACCCAAAGACAUCCUGCCUUCUGCUGACAGACUUCAUGGAGACCACUUUGACAAAUGCUAGAAAACCUCUUUGCUGUAUGAACCAACAUGUUUGAAGUAUUCAUUUUGUACUAAAACACUUUAAAGACACUGUGUAGAGAAAAUACUUGAAACAAGUGAAACGAUGCUGGAAACGGGAGGAUCUGCUUGUAGGACUUUAAUUAGAAAAAUCAGAUUUUAAAACUGUGAAAUGUCCCUCAUCGUGGAAUUUUUUUCAGCUUUAACAGCCCCUGGUGUAAAAAUAUGCUUGUUAAAAUUUUGAAGCUCUGCUACAGAUAGUCCUAUUUUUCUGUAUAAACCAAUAAAGUGGUUUUUAGAACGA